AUGCCAAUAUCUCAGAAGGACAAAAUCACACAGGAAUUGGCCUUACAUCUACACACAGUCCUGAAUUACAGCUUUAACCAUUCAGCUGUGACCUUCCUAUCAGUUUGGAGUUGGAGACGGGAAUGGAUGUCGCAGAGGGAUGCACUUGGCCCAGAUGGACGUAGCGGGUACCAGCACGUCACCGCUCUGGCCCACGCCAUAGGAGAGCUGUGUCAUCACACGUAUGUGACGCAGCUAAAGGCCAGAGAGAUCGUCGCCUUGUGGGAGAAGCUGCUGGAUCAUGACAAGGCACCAGAUGCCUUCCCCCCGCGCCGGUUGGUGACAGGCCGCUUUAAGAGCUCGCGGUCAAGCAGCAUUGCCGGCGUGGACAGCGUGCAGCGUUCCUUUCUAGGCAAAGGUGCGGGCGCUGCUCAGUCCCCUAAAGUCAGCAGGCUGGUGGAGGCCAUCUUCCUGAAGCUGUGUGACGUCCACAGUGAGGGACGUUCACUGGGCGGGGUCCAGGACAGUCGCUGCGCUUCCGUCCUGAGGGACUACAACACCACCCGGGACGUUGUAGUCAGCUGCCCCACGCUGAUGACCAACACCUCCAUCCACCUCUACAACGUCAACCAGAAGACGCUCCUGACGUGGCACACAAUGAGGAGCAAGGGAAUGAUGUGGUCAGACCAAGAACAGACGGUAUGGCCACAGCAGUUACAGGGGAGAGUUCUUCUUUGCCACAUCGGAGGGUCGCUCUGUGGAUGACUGGUUGAAAGAGAAGAGACGACUGGAUCCGAAAUACCAGCAGCCGCGCAGGUGAAGAACAAUCCACGACAAUGCAUGUGACUCCUUUUCAUCUUUUUUCUAAUUGCAGGAGACACCAACUUCACGUGCAGCAUAGUGUCACCUGUAUAUAGUUUGUGUAAUUUGCUUACAUAUAUUUUGUGU
Betta splendens (Siamese fighting fish) is the source of this 927-nucleotide messenger RNA. RefSeq lists its product as uncharacterized. The transcript has 5 exons. Lineage: Eukaryota; Metazoa; Chordata; Actinopteri; Anabantiformes; Osphronemidae. The coding region runs from base 1 to 744 and encodes 247 amino acids. The record is from RefSeq and is a predicted model, not a curated record.